This is a messenger RNA of Dicrocoelium dendriticum, 1962 nucleotides long. Lineage: Eukaryota; Metazoa; Platyhelminthes; Trematoda; Plagiorchiida; Dicrocoeliidae. The record is from the annotation of a GenBank genome assembly.
GGAACAUUGGCCAUUUCUGUAGAAAGGACUUCACCAAAUGAAUUGCUUUCUAUGUGCAAAACCUAUACAUCGGUAACUAUAUUAUUUGUUAUAAAUUCGGUUUUUUCGGCACAUCAUUUUUUACCCAUUUGCGUACCCUAAAAGAAAAUUUAUCUGAAUGCACGACUAUCGAUCUGUGUGCACCGAAUCAAUAGUCAAUCCGGUUUAACGAGCUGAUAGCGCCACCGAGACUACACUGCGUCAGCUAUUAGGGUCAGCAUGCCAAAAAGUGGUUCUCCUGCAAGGUCACCCAAAAAGUCGCCAGGAAAAUCACCCGCUAGUAAAAAAUCACCGAAUAAGAAAACUUCUCCUGGUAGAAAUAAGCAAGAUGUGGGGCCUCCUGUAGAUGCCCAGAUACAGACAGAGGAACAUCCGAUUUGUUUUCUGUGCUUGCGUUCGUUCAAGGAUUCCGCGGCAAUUCAAUCCCAUUUAGUUCUGAUGAACCAUAUGGCCCCAUUCGAUGUGAGACAGCAACAGUGCCGGGCUUGUCAAACGGUGGUUAACGUCAAGGAUGUUGAACAACACAAGUGUCCGGUGUUGAAGGCGAAUUACCUCCGGCUAAUGUCGUGCUCCGUUACCCUGGACUAUGGACCACCAUAUCGGUGCCUGUACUGUCGAAGCACACCGAUGGGUUCCAGGGUGGAGUUAGUGAUGCAUUUACUUUGCUAUCAUCGACCCAACAAGCCGGCAGGCCGAUGUGGCAUGUGUGCGUUCACUUAUGAUGAACCUGCAGUCCCCCCACCUCCAAGUAUUCCACCGUUACCAUCGAACGCAGAUGAAGAAAAGCGUUUGGCGUAUGCUCAUGAACUGAAAUUGGCCAAAGAGAAGCAACUGUGCGAAAUCUCCGAUAUCCCCACUCCGGGAUUGGACAGACUGCGUAUCCAUAUCAAAAACGACCACGUCCCCGGAUACACAUUGUGGAGUCGACGCAACACGCUAGCCGACAGUUGUCUAAGAUUUCCUUAUGCAUGUUCACUGUGUGGCUGGGCUCUCAAAUCAAAUUACGAGCUACACGCACAUGUGCUCUGUUGUCAUGGCAAUGCGUCCCAAAUACAAAAUGACCUGAGAGUAUGUGCCAUGUGUGGUUUUACUGCAGCAAACGACUCCGGCUUAAAUCAGCAUAUACUAGCAAAUCAUACCACUGCAAUCAGGCGAUUGGGUAGUCUUUGGAUUAGACGGGAGUUACUGAUGAAUGUGACCGAUCUGGCCACAACUUGUAUCUAUUGUUGGGAGGUCUUCGAGCAUUCUUUUCAACUACAAGCCCAUCUACUAGUAGCUCACGUGACCAACAACGAACUACGGUGUGGCUGGUGCAAGGUAGAAUUCACUUCGUGUGCAGACCCGAUUUUGGGUUUUAUGAUUAUGCAACAUCAUGAGUACAAUCACGGCCGCACACUGCAUGAAAUCGCCUUGAAAAACAACUAUACCGUUGUACCACUGGGAGAUCCGCUGCCCGAAGUGCCCGACAAAGAAGUUUUGCUUGCUGCUCGCCUCGGACAACAUGGAGAUCGUGCCGAAUCCCCCAAAGGCAAAAAGACCUCGCCGAAAAAGUCCCCCAAAUCGCCGAAAUCAAAAUCCCCCAACUCAAAAUCACCAAAAGGCGGCUCCAAAGGGAAAAAAUAAAAAGCUUCUGCCAUGACUAUCGGAUUUGGAGAAAACGCUUUUCACCUUUCAAUGACACUUGCCUUGGGAAUAUCAAGUGUCUUGUGUUCCCAUUAUUUUUAUUUGGGUUUCUUCUGCCCAAUUUAACUUCUCCGUUGUGCUGAGUUAACUUGCAGCCUUGGUUCAUCAAAACAAGUGACUUUUUCAUCUGAAAGUGGACAAAUUAUUUCCUUUAUCACCGACUUAUUAUACCAGUGACUGUCAGGGCAUUCUUAUGCUAGGAGAUUUCCAAUCAUGCAUCCGCUAGUUUUCGUAUGCAAC